Messenger RNA from Acyrthosiphon pisum (pea aphid), 690 nucleotides. RefSeq lists its product as uncharacterized. NCBI's taxonomy places the organism in Eukaryota, Metazoa, Arthropoda, Insecta, Hemiptera, Aphididae. Bases 1 to 690 code for a protein of 229 amino acids. The transcript has 3 exons. The record is from RefSeq and is a predicted model, not a curated record.
AUGACUCCGUAUGAAGCAGUUUUUGGUCAAAAACCACGAAUGGGACUGGCAACAAAAGUACCUCGAGAAUUAUUGGACAAUAUAAUGACAGGAACGCUAGAAGAGGAUAUGAUGGACAUGCUUUUUGAUCCACCUACUACAAUAUCUACUCAUACCAUUCCGGAAUAUCGGAACGAUGAAGUCGCGGAAGUACUCAAUAUUGAAACAAAUGAUUUAGAGGAUACGCAUGAAGAACUACUAGAAAUCAAUACUGCGUGCUCGCUACAUGUUACGCCCGAAAAUGGAGUACAGCAACUUGAUAAUUUGAUAAAGACCACACGAAACAUUUUGGAGAUUGAAAGUGACACCGACGAAAACACUGAAGAGGUAAUUUUCGAUCAUCCAGCUCUAACACGACGCAAAAUUGCAGCACAAAAUUUAAAAUCUCAAGCGGACAGGAUGGUAACCAGGGGAAAAGGCAUCCUCCCUCCCUUAAAAGUUGGUGACAAUGUUCUUGUGCCAAUUCCGUCGGUGGAUCGAGGGCGAGGAGAUGCAGCCAACCUUCUUUCAGUUAUAAUAGAAGAAAAUGAUGGCAAAUUUCGUAUUGCGACAAAAGAAGGGAUUCUGAGCACAUGGCUGGAGCGGAACAGUUUGGCUGCUACAAAGUACUGUUCCCUAACAACUGCAGACGUUCAAAAUUUAAAUGAAUAA